AUGCUUCAGAAUGCGAACUCGAUUAAAAGAAUAAUGAAGGAGUUAAGGGACAUCCAAGAGUCUGAGAAAAACAAUCCAGAAGGCAAUGGAGAGCACGUGGUGAGAAUAGGCCCAGUGGAUGAAGCUGACAUGUACACAUGGAGAGGCAAGAUAACUCCGCCUGUUGGCAGUGACUAUCACGGGGGUGUGUUCUAUUUGGAUAUUAAAUUCCCAACAGACUACCCAUUCAAGCCGCCCAGAAUUAGAUUCCUUACUCGCAUAUUCCAUCCUAAUAUAAAUACGAAUGGAACCAUCUGUUUGGAUAUUUUAAAUGAAAAGUGGUCCCCUGCACUGACAAUAUCAAAGGUAAUGAUGUCUAUAUGCAGUUGGCUAGAUGAGCCAAACCCGGAUGAUCCGCUGGUUCCUAACAUUGCCUCUAUGUACAAGACAGAGCGCGCCAAAUAUAGUGAGACAUGCCAAGAGUGGACAACAAAGUAUGCACUCGAUACAAGCAAUGAUAUAGACGCGUGGAAAUAAGGGGUGCCCUACAGGAAAUAAAUGAUGUUUG
This is a messenger RNA of Nematocida parisii ERTm1, 547 nucleotides long. RefSeq names its product ubiquitin conjugating enzyme E2. Gene Ontology annotation, molecular function: ubiquitin conjugating enzyme activity. The coding region runs from base 1 to 516 and encodes 171 amino acids. Gene Ontology annotation, biological process: protein polyubiquitination. The transcript has a single exon. Gene Ontology annotation, cellular component: nucleus. The record is from RefSeq and is a predicted model, not a curated record. Lineage: Eukaryota; Fungi; Microsporidia.